GCGACUCUCGGCUCUUCCAACAUUUGACAAUGAAGGAAGAAAUUCAGCGACUGCUGGUGCAGUUCAAGGAUGAGGGUGGGGUGGUCCUGGGGUCACCUUUCGAUGUCCCCAUUGAUAUAACACCAGACAAACUGCAGCUUGUGUGCAAGGUUCUGCUGCCCAAGGAUGAUCCAUUGCCUUUGGCUUUUUACAUGAAUGAGUCUGAAAUAGCCACCUCGCUGGAGAAGAAACUGCAAGAUCAGCAAGUGGAGGCAGAAAAGGUUAUUGACAUAAUUUAUCAGCCCCAAGCAGUGUUUCGAGUUCGGGCAGUGAUACGAUGCACACGUUCUUUGGAAGGACAUACUGAAGCUGUCAUUUCUGUUUCUUUUAGACCCUCCAUAAGGUAUCCAGCAAGUGGAUCAGGAGACACCACGGUGUGGUUCUGGGAUCUGAUGACAGAAACGCCACAUUUUACAGCCAAAGAUUACAAGCACUGGGUAUUGAGCAUAGCUUGGUCUCCUGAUGGCAAGAAGCUGGCAUCUGUGUGCAAGAACAGUCAGAUAUUCAUAUGGCAUCCCAGAACAGGGAAACAUAUCGGGAAGGUUUUGACUGGACAUUCCAAGUGGAUCACGCAUCUCUGCUAGAAGCCACUACAUGUGAAUCCGCAGUGUGAUUACCUGGCUAGUGCAUCAAUGGACGGCAGUAUUCGGAUAUGGGGCACACUGCUGGGACGUUGUGAUUAAAUCCUGACUAGCCAUACUCAGUCAGUAACCUGUGUAAAAUGGGGUGGUGACAGUCUCCUCUAUUCUUCAUCACAAGCCAGGACCAUAAAGGUGUGGCGGGCUGAAGAUGGGGUCAUGUGCAGAACGCUGCAGAGCCAUGCACAUUGGGUAAAUACAAUGGCACUCAGUACAGACUAUGUCCUGCGAACUGGAGCUUUUGAACCAGCUGAAGCAACCAUCGUUCACCGGGACAGGAAUGACACUUUGGAAGAACUGAAGCACAAAGCUUUCCAAAGAUCUGAGCA
This is a messenger RNA of Leucoraja erinaceus (little skate), 1006 nucleotides long. Its product is annotated as notchless protein homolog 1-like. NCBI's taxonomy places the organism in Eukaryota, Metazoa, Chordata, Chondrichthyes, Rajiformes, Rajidae. The coding region runs from base 30 to 623 and encodes 197 amino acids. Gene Ontology annotation, biological process: Notch signaling pathway; ribosomal large subunit assembly. Gene Ontology annotation, cellular component: nucleolus. The transcript has a single exon. Gene Ontology annotation, molecular function: protein binding. The record is from RefSeq and is a predicted model, not a curated record.